GCGCUCUUUCCGGGCCUAAACUCAGCGUAACUAGCACGCCAGAAGCUCUUGAUCACGGACAGCACUCACGCAAAGACGCCAUCGACGCGCACGCAGACAGCACUCAACGCAAGACGCCAUCGACGCGCCCCGCACUCCCAUGGCCCAAGACGCCACCCUGACGCUCAACUCCGGCCAGGCCAUGCCCGUCAUCGGCCUGGGCACGUGGCAGGCGCCCGCCGGCCAGGUCGGCGCCGCCGUCAAAGCAGCUUUGGAAGGAGGCUACCGCCACAUCGACUGCGCCGCUAUCUACGGCAACGAGGCCGAGAUCGGCGCCGUGUUUGCGGAGGCCUUCGCUUCGGGUUUAGUCAAACGAGAAGACCUCUUCGUGACGUCCAAAUUGUGGAACUCGGAGCAUUCACCAGAGAACGUGCGCCCGGCCCUCGAAGUCACGCUCAAGGAAUUACGGCUGGACUACCUCGAUUUGUAUCUGAUCCACUGGCCCCAGUGCUUCGCCAAGGAGAGCGAGGGGAAUCGGUCGAUCCCGAAGAAUGAUGAUGGGUCUAUAAAAUAUGACCUGGCGACGCCGUCCCAGAAGACGUGGGCGGCCCUGGAACAGUGUGUGGACGCGGGCCUCACGAGGAGCAUCGGCCUGUCGAACUUCAACUCCGAGCAGAUUGCCGGUAUUUGUGACGGUGCGCGCAUCCAGCCCGCGGUUUUGCAGGUCGAGAUCCAUCCGUAUCAUUCUCAACAACCUCUUGUCGCGUUCUGCCAAGCCCGGAACAUCGUGGUGACGGCCUACUCGCCGCUCGGGACUGGCGCGGUCAUUGACGGUUCUACGGUCGUCGGGAACCCUGUCCUCAAGGAAAUCGGCGAAAAGUACGGAAAGUCCUCGGCCCAGGUGGCGAUCUGCUGGCUGGCGUCGCGCGGCUUGGUCGUCAUCCCGAAGUCCGUGACGCCGGCGCGGGUCCUGCAGAACCGCGAGGUCAAGUUCGAGCUCUCCGCCGAGGACAUUGCGAAGGUCGACGCGCUCAACAAGGACUGCCGGAACGGCUGGGGCGGUCCUUUGAGCGCGGACGGGUCGCCGCGCGAUAUCGCGCAUCCCUUGUAUCCCUUCGGGGCGGGGCGGCCGGCGUUUUAAGGUUUCUCACACUUUUACA
Messenger RNA from Pelagomonas calceolata, 1139 nucleotides. NCBI's taxonomy places the organism in Eukaryota, Pelagophyceae, Pelagomonadales, Pelagomonadaceae. The record is from the annotation of a GenBank genome assembly.